Molecule: messenger RNA, 714 nt
Organism: Megalopta genalis
Lineage: Eukaryota; Metazoa; Arthropoda; Insecta; Hymenoptera; Halictidae
Product: ras-related protein Rab-28
Molecular function (GO): GTP binding; GTPase activity
Source: RefSeq, a predicted model, not a curated record
AUGUCCGACGUCGAGGAGGAGGUGGUCUCGAAGGGCCUGAAGAUCGUCCUGAUCGGCGAUUCCGGAUCCGGCAAAACGAGCAUCGCGCAGAAGUUCUGCCACAACGAGUUCACCAGGCAGUACACGCCGACGUCCGGGAUCGACUUUUUCUUGAAGAAUCUGAGCAUAGGCUACUACAGGAACGUGAAUCUGCAUCUGUGGGACGUGGGCGGCCUGGCGCUUCAUGGGAACAUGCUCGAUAAAUACGUCUUCGGUGCUCACAUCAUUCUACUGGUUUACGAUAUAACGAACACAUUCAGCUUCGAGAUUCUAGAGGAUUGGAUCGAGAAGAUCAGGAAAAUGAACGACAGCUUCGAAGAAACACCACUGAUGGCUAUGGUGGGCAACAAGUGCGACAUGGAGCACCAGAGAUCGGUGAAAAGAGAUCGGAGCCAUAAAUUCGCGGCUGACAAUGGAUUUCCGUCGCACGAUGUGUCCGCCAGGACCGGAGAAGCGGUGUCUUUGUGCAUAGUGAAUUUGGCAGCGCAGAUUCUUGGCGUGCGACUGACGAAAACCGACCAGGACUACUAUAAACCCAUAAUCAUAGCGGAGAUAGGCGACACGGUCGACAUGCACACCAUCCAGAAGGUGGUGAAGAGGAUCCCGACGAAGAAGCAAAGCCACAUACCCUUCCAUCCCCAUCUGUCGAAGUCGACGGUGUGCGUGUUGCAAUGA